UCAAGACGAUUUCCCAGCCCACAGUCCCAAAGUCAGUCAGUUGCUCAGUCAAGUCUGGCAACUGGUCGCGCGAGCAAUGGAAAAGUCGCAUUUAAAAUUUCCCCACGAAAUUCGCGAUGUGGAGGAGUCGACAAAUGCCGAACUGCUGGAGUACUUCAAAGGCGAGCGGACUGGUUUUGUUCAGGUUGGAGGCGAGGGCUACUUCUUUCCAGUCAAAUUCAAAGACGAGGCGGAUAAGUAUUACAACUUUGAGGCUCGACCUAAUGACGUCUGGAUAGUGACCGUGCCCAGAUCGGGAACCACUUGGACACAGGAGCUCAUCUGGCUGCUGGCCAAUGGACUGGACUUUGAGCAAGCCCAGCGGCGACCUCUCACCGAGCGUUUCCCCUUCUUUGAGUUUCCACUCUUUAUGCACAGCCAGGUCAAGGCAGAGCUUCUGGAGGAGAACCACCACUCAGCUGGUGCCGCGGAAUUUAUUGAGAAAAUUUCACGGCCGGGAUACGAGGUCCUCAGUGAGGUGCCUUCUUCCGAGCGACGCUUUAUCAAGACGCACUUUCCAUUCUCCCUGUUGCCGCCGAGUGUACUACAGAACAAAUGCAAGAUCGUUUACGUGUCCCGCAAUCCCAAGGACGUUGCAGUCUCGUAUUACCACUUGAACAGGCUCUUCCGCACUCAAGGAUACAUCGGGGACUUUGAGCGCUACUGGCGCUACUUCCAGAGAGGAUUGAAUCCCUGGCUGCCGUACCAUAGCCAUGUGAAUGAAGCCCGGAACCAUAGCCACUUGAGCAACGUUCUCUAUCUGUGUUACGAGGACAUGCUGAGGGAUCUGUCGGGUACUGUGCAAAGCAUUAGCACCUUUUUGGAUUGUGUACCGAGUGCCGAGGACCUGGACAAAUUGCUCGACCAUCUAAGCAUUCGAAACUUUCGCGAGAACAAGUCGGUGAACAUGCACGAAAUGGCCUCCGUUGGAAUCCUCAAUAAAAACGAGGCGGGCUUCGUCCGAAGCGGCGGAGAGGAUGCCAAAAAUGGUACCCACCCCCAAAAGGAGUUUGUCGAUAAUCCCAAGUUGCUCAAAAGCGCCAACGAAUGGAUCGAACAGAAUGUUAAAUGCUUCAGAAAAAUAUGAAACGGGUGCAGAAAUAGAGCUCGAUGUCACUUAUUUUGUUUGGUACUUGAA
Messenger RNA from Drosophila guanche, 1177 nucleotides. RefSeq names its product sulfotransferase 1C4. The transcript has 4 exons. Gene Ontology annotation, molecular function: sulfotransferase activity. Gene Ontology annotation, cellular component: cytoplasm. Gene Ontology annotation, biological process: sulfation. The record is from RefSeq and is a predicted model, not a curated record. The coding region runs from base 77 to 1126 and encodes 349 amino acids. NCBI's taxonomy places the organism in Eukaryota, Metazoa, Arthropoda, Insecta, Diptera, Drosophilidae.